Molecule: messenger RNA, 1873 nt
Organism: Mycotypha africana
Lineage: Eukaryota; Fungi; Mucoromycota; Mucoromycetes; Mucorales; Mycotyphaceae
Product: pseudouridine synthase
Exons: 6
Coding region: 71-1420 (449 amino acids)
Biological process (GO): mRNA pseudouridine synthesis; tRNA pseudouridine synthesis
Cellular component (GO): nucleus
Molecular function (GO): RNA binding; pseudouridine synthase activity
Source: RefSeq, a predicted model, not a curated record
CGACUAACAGAUCUCUGCUUUUUUUUUUUUUUUUCUGUGCCCCUGUGAUGCCCUUGAUCUUACCAAAUUGAUGAAUUCAUGCUUCAACAAAAGUUAUCUAUUUCGACCAAUCAAUCGUAAUAGUCAUAUAGCUGUUUUGUCCGUCAAAAUUGUCUCUGGAGUACCAACAAAUAGCUGUUUCAUAAAAGUAUGGGAUUCUCGCUCAUUGCGUUUAGCAUCAUCGUUGGCGACUGCUCGGCAAAGUGUUGUUUCCUAUAAGGUAGAUGAGCCUCGCAAACCAAAGAAGAAGGUAGCUCUUUUUUUAGGAUAUAAUGGAACGCCGUAUCAAGGAAUGCAAAUUAACCCUGCCGCGCAUACUGUGGAGGGUGUGUUAUUCAAGGCAUUAUGUGCAGCAGGAGCUGUGUCGAAAUCUAAUUCUGUGGAUCCUAAGAAAGUACAGCUUCAGCGGGCUGCUCGUACAGAUAAAGGUGUUCACGCUGCUUGUAACGUUGUCUCGCUCAAAAUGAUUGGAUAUGAUGACAAACAGAUGAUCAACAGAAUAAAUGCUGCCUUGCUAUCUGACCCUAUCCGUGUAUGGGGCUACGUAGAAACGCAACGUAGCUUUAGUGCAAAAAAUUCAUGUGGAUCACGCAUUUACGAAUAUAUGUUACCAUCUUAUGCACUGAAAUGCUUAGAGCCUAUUCGAACAUUGAAGAACACCAAGAUAACUCUGAAUCCGUCAAUAUAUCAUUCCGACUUUAUACCGCUACCGAGUAGCAAUGAGGAACUCGAGAAUCGACAAGAAACGCCGUCAAUGAGAUAUGUCAAAUUGAUAGAUACAGAGAAAUUGAGAAGUUACCGGAUUGAUACUGAGCGGUUAGAGAGAUUCGAAGCAGCAUUAUCACUGUACAAAGGCACGCAUAACUUUCACAAUUACACAAAUGGAAAGGCGUUCGAAGAUAUGUCCGCCAAUAGACAUAUCAUUAGCGUUGAGGUUAAUGGGCCUAAGCUUAUCAGUGGCAUGGAAUGGUUAAGUGUGAAACUUCAUGGCAAUUCUUUUAUGAUCCAUCAGAUUAGAAAAAUGAUAGCAAUGGCUGUCUUGUGCACGCGAGCAAAUUCUCCGUUGACAAUUAUACCAAAAUCCUUCGAGUCAACAAAGAUCAAUAUUCCUAAAGCUCCUUCUUCAGGGUUAUUGCUGGAUAGACCUGAUUUCAUGGCCUAUAACAAUUUAAUUAUGCUACGACAAAAAGAAGGUACAACUACCAAAAAUAUUCUGAGCUUUGAUGUACACCAAAAGGAAAUUGAAGCAUUCAAGGAACAGUUCCUAUAUCCUCAUAUUGUUAAAACCGAAAUAGCUGAGCGUGUGUUUGACACCUUUCUUGCAUCUACAGAACCUUAUUUGGACACAAAUUACGGAUACUUCCUAUCAGGCAAAAGUUAGACCCUGCUUUUGGUCUUGUUGUUUAACGGACGUCUUCUCUAUAUAAGGUACUGAUGCAAUAUUCGUUGAAAAUAGUAGUCGCUUGUACCUAAUAAAAGCAAAAGAGAUAGUAUUUUUCUGGUCCAAUAAUAUAUGCUAGACUGUACUUAUUUGCUUUAGAACUUACUUAUCUGUAGUUAGCAAUUUACAACAAAAUCCAAAUAUUUUACGAUCUAUUCGUGUUCAAUGUCGUCCCUCUCUUAUAAACUGGUUACAUAAACCGAGCAGUUGCUAACUAAAGUAUCAUUCUCAAAUGCAUUAAUGAGCGCUAGACAAUACCUAGAUAUUUCUUCAGCUGGUAAACCUAUGAAACUGAAGCGCAACUAGUAUGUAGUGCAUAAAGUAUAAAUUCAUCAACAACGAAUAUCAUGAGCCCAAAUCUUUUCUCUCCUCAAUUAAUUAUCAUAAAAAAGG